GUAGAGGGUGAAGAUGGGGGUUGGUGACGAUAUUGCACCACGGUUCACACAGAAGCCAGUCCUGAAACAGGAAGAUGGCGGGAAACGACUUGUGUUUCAAUGUACGCUGGAGGCAUCUCCGAAACCAAGCAUACAAUGGUUCCAAGGAACAACACCAGUUCCGGAAUCCGACAGAAUUCGCAUGCGCGUGGAAUCCGCCGGCGGAAGUAAAUACAAUAUUAUGAUGGAUAUAAUUGGUGUCACGCAAGCCGAUGCAGGAGCUUAUAAAGUUGUGGCUAAAAACAAACUCGGAGAGGUAUCAGCUUCAAUCAAUCUAAACUUUGGUGCUACACCUGGCCAGAAACAACAAGAUGGAAUCGCUCCAAAUUUUAUACAGAAACCAGUUACUAAACAGGCAGACAAUGGACGCAAACUUUUGUUUGAAUGUCAACUGACUGCAGACCCUGCUCCUGAGAUCACAUGGUUUAGGGAUGAUACCUUAAUCAAAGCCGGUGGUCGAAUCAAAAUCACCAAAACUCCACAGGACCAGAAGAAAUAUUUCAUUGUACUGGAAAUUGAUGGAGUUAAUGCUAAGGACGCUGGAAACUACCGAGUUACAGCUAAAAAUGCUCUCGGAGAGAGCAAUGCGACAAUUAGACUUAACUUUGACAGUGAUGAAAAGAAAGCACAGGGUCAGAAACCGAUGUUUACACAGAAACCUGUCAUCAAACAGGCAGGAGACAAAAUUGUAUUUGAAUGCAAGUUGACUGCCGACCCAAAGCCCACAAUUGUGUGGCACCAGGGUGCAAAGAUCCUCAAGGAUGGUGGGCGCCAUAAGACAACAGUUAGUGCCAACAAGAACGAUUACACUGUGUGUCUGGAAAUAUCCAACCCUGCCAAGGAAGAUGGCGGAGAGUACAAGGCAGUAGCAAAGAACAGCCUUGGCGAGUCCACCGCAACCAUCACACUCAACUUUGAAGGUUUGUAUUCCCCGGAAGGAAAGGCUCCCCACUUCCUACAGAAGCCGACCAUCAAGCAAGAAAAGACAAUGCUAGUCAUGACCUGUAACCUUGAGGCCAAGCCAACUCCCAAGAUUCGCUGGUUCCGUGAGACUCAGGAGAUUACCGAUGGGGGGCGUUACAGUAUCACCCUCACGCCUACUGCGGGCGCUCAGGACAGCUAUACAGCCAAAUUACAGAUCAAGGAUCCUCAGACAGAAGAUGGAGGUUCCUACAAAUGUACUGCGGCCAAUGACCUUGGGGAAUCUAACGCCAACAUCACCCUCAACUUCCAGGGUGGUGCUAAGCCGAAACCUGCAGGAACCCCGCCUACAUUCACAGACAAACCAGUGGUGAACCAAGAGAAUAAGAACCUUGUCAUUGAAUGUAAAUGUAUGGCUAACCCCAAGCCCAUCGUCACCUGGUUCAAAGAUAACAGGAUUAUUACUCCAAACUUCCGUUACAAGAUGAGGACAACAGACAAAGGCGAUGAACACAUGUUGUUCUUGGAUGUUAUGAGUUUCACGGCAAAAGACAGUGGUCAGUACAAAGUCACUGCCAAGAAUGACCACGGCGAGGGUAACGCCACAGUCACCGUCAACCUUGAGGGAAGCAAAGAAGCCCCUCCAAUGUUGAAGGGCCCACCUUCCAUUAAGCUUGAAGAUGGAGGAAAGCGCCUUGUCAUGGAACUGAAGGUAGCAUCAGCCUCCAAGCCUACAGCAAUGUGGUACUUUGGGAACAAGCCUAUUAAAUCUGGGGGUCGCUAUUUCCUGGAUAUAGCCCAUGAAGAUGACUGCUACUUUGCUGUCAUGGAAAUCACCAAUCCGUCUGACCUUGACACAGGAGAUUACAAAUGUGUCCUGAAGAACCCAGGAGGAGAGGCAACUGCCAAUGCCAAAGUUAACUUCAAAGCCCUUCAACCAAAGAUCAAGGGAGAAGCACCCAAAUUCUCGCAGAAGCUCUCCCCAAAAAAUGUCGUUGAUGGGGAUGCUGUUGACCUUAUCGCCAAGGUGACUGGUACAGAGCCGAUAGAAGUUACAUGGUUCAAAGACAAUAAGCCUCUUGCUGCUUCUGAUGUGUACAAAAUCUCCUACGACAAGGGAACAUGUCGUCUUUACUUCCCAGAGGUGUACCCAGAGGAUGCUGGAAACUACCAAGUGGAAGUAAAGAAUGUUGCAGGGUCUGCUAUGUGUAUGGCUAGUCUGUCUGUCAAAGAUAACCCACAGCAGGACCAAAAGGGCAAGAAGGACAAGAAACAAGAAGAUCCGAAAGCUAAACAACCUGAGGCAAAGCCCGCCCCUCAGAUCAAGGAGCCCGAACAACAAGCAUCUAAAGUGCAACCACCAGCUAUCAUAGAACCAGGCGAUAAUAAAGCUAAAAAAGCAGAGCAAACAAGUGCUGCGAAGGAUGACGGCUAUGAGCAGGAAGGACCCAAGAAAGUGCCGAAACCUGGGAAGAUCGAUGGCCCCACCCACACCUUCGCUAAUAAGGUGGACAACCAAGUCAUUGUAGAGGGUGACCCUAUUAAGGUCGACGUUAAGAUCAAUGUCCAGGAUGGAGCUACAUCACCCGUAGUGCGGUUCAUGAAGGGCAAGCGAGAACUGAAGAACGACUCGCGCACAAACAUCGUGCAGGAAAAGGCUUCAGCAAAGCUUGUAAUGAAUAAAUCAAGAUUUGCGGACGAGGCCAAAUACACAGCACAACUCAUGCAAGAUGGCGUCACUGUUGAUGAAAUGACCUGGAGCGUCUUUGUUAAAGAUCCUAAAGAUUCGAGCUUGGACUUCAGGAACCUCUUAAAACAUAGGCAAAGCAAGAAGAAGGACAGCACAGAGGAGGAUCCUGACUGGGGAAAUCUCAAACCAGUCGACAAGAAGAGACGUCCUUCUCAGAUUGAGAUGAUGAAGGCUAACCUGAAGAAGAUUGAAAAAACAGGAAGUGACAGUGAGGAUGAGAAGCCGGGUAGCCAGACUUCCUCAAGAAGGAGUUCCUUAUUGAUUGAUAAAGUCGAGAAGACCACAUUUGAGAGUGUCAGCAUGACUCAGAAAAAGACAUCUGUGGAAGCUGUUAAGAUUGAGGAGUCCACCACCGUGAUGAAAAUGACCAAAAGGGCCUCAGUUGAGGCAGCUGAGAUAGAGCAGUCAAAGCUAAAAAUAGGCAAGGGAAAAAUCCCGGCUGCUGAGGCUGAAGGAGAAACUGUUACACUGAAAAAAGUCAGCGCCCAAGAGGAAGCCGGGCUAUCACUGAAAAAAGUCAGCGCCCAAGAGGAUACCGGGCCAUCAGGUCCAUUUAUCACACCAAAGAAGUCAUCCCUCAUUCCAGAUGAGACUGAUUCCCAAGCUGGCCCAUUUGUCAAACUUAAAAAGGUUUCUUCUGGACAAGUAGAGGCUGAGGAGAAGACUUAUCUUGAAGUACCUGAUGCGAAGAGUAAGAAAAAGAAGAAGAAAUCCAUUACAGAACAGGCUCAACAGGUGUUCGGGGUGAAACUGAAAGGAAUGAAAGGAGGCAGGGACGAUUUUGAAGGGGAUGUGGACUUUGGUGUCCAACUCAAGAGUUUUGGAACAAAAAAGGAGCCCGACAAGUUUUUGGAGGAACUUGAUGAUAUCAAGACUAUCGAGGGUGAAAAGAUGGUCCACUUCAGCUGUGGAUUCUGUAAACCUAAUGCCCAGGUCAAAUGGUUCAAGAACAAACUGGAAAUCUUCAACGGUCAUAAGUACCAUUUUGAAAAUGAUGGCCAAGAAUACAUCUUAGAUAUUCAAAACGUGAAACUAGAGGAUGCAGGAAAAUAUACCUUGGAGUGUAAUGGUGUCAAGACAUCAGCUUGGCUUUAUGUUGAAGCUAAGGAGCCUGAGUAUGACUUCACCCAGAAACUGCCUCCGAAGUAUGAGAUCACACGCAUGAAGGAUGGCGUGCUCGAGUGCUUUGUAUCUGAUCCUAGAGCAAAGGUGAAAUGGUUCAAGAACGGCGAACCAAUUGAAUAUACGCCUGGUAAAAUGGAGAUCCAGCGUCGUGAAAACAGAUGUAUGCUUAAAAUCAUCAACGCCAAUUCCGAAGAUGAGGCCGAGUACACCUGUACUUGUGGUGCAGCUUCAACCUCUUGUAAACUGGCCAUCACAGAACCUGAAUGGGAGUUCAUGAAGAAGUUGGAUGAUAUUGAGGCUAUGGAGAGAGAAAAGUGUUACUUUGAAUGUGAUGUCAGUGACCCUGAGGCUGAGGUCCAUUGGUUCAAAGGAAAAUCUGACAAGGAGCUGCCAUCUGGUGGUAAAUAUGAGAUCAUUAAAGAUGGUAUGAAGCGCCGCCUGGUGAUCAAGAAUUGCAGCAUGAAGGAUGGGGGAAAGUACACAUGUAAAGUUCUGGAUAAGGAAACAACUGGAGAACUUUUCAUUGAACCUGACAUCAAAUUCUUCAAGAAGCUUGAGGAUAAAAAGGAGAAAGAAAAAGGAACCCUGGUGUUGGAGUGCAAAGCGUCUAACCCACACAACCAACCAGUAAAAUGGCUUCUUAAUGGCAAACCUAUAGACAAGGAUGAUCCGAGAGUUGAGAUUACCAAGAAGGGCGAACAGAACAAGAUGGUCAUCAAAAACCUGAAGCAGGAAGAUAGUGGUCAAUACACAUGCCAGGUCGGCGAAAGGCCCUGUCGUUGUAAUGUGACAGUUGAUGAACUGCCGAAACCACCCAAGGUUGAUCCUGCUUUUAUCCCAGAGGAGAUUGUUGUGAAGAGGGGAGAAACCAUUGCUAUGGCUAUUCCUUUUAUUGGUACACCAAAACCAUUUGCUUCCUGGAAGAAGGACGGUGUUGGUUUGAGUGAAGCUGAUACUGACAUUGAGACUGCUGACAAAGUUGCCAAGCUCAACAUCCCCAACGCACAACGUGGGGAUACUGGAGAGUAUGAACUUACCCUCACAAAUGAGGUGGGCACUGAAGUCAUCCCCAUCAACGUCAGAGUUCUUGAUGUGCCCGGGCGUCCCCAGGGUCCCCUGGAUGUGGUCGAUGUUUACUCUGAUCGCUGUGCCCUCCUGUGGGAUCACCCUAAGGAGGAUGGUGGCUGCCCCAUUAAACAUUACAUUGUGGAAAUGAAGGAUGCAGAGAAAGACUCCUGGGAGGAGGUCUGUACCACAGAGGAUUUGGAGAUUGACGUUGCUGAUCUCAAACCAGGUCAUCGCUACCAGUUCAGAGUGAAAGCUGUCAAUGAACAGGGCGUCAGUGAACCACUCACUGCUGAUGGAGAAAUCAUCGCUAAAGAUCCUUGGGAUCCCUCUGAUCCCCCAGGUGAGCCAUCCAUCCUUGAUUAUGACAAGGACUAUGCUGAACUGGCAUGGUCUCCACCACAGAAUGACGGAGGAGCUCCUAUUGAGAAGUAUGUUAUUGAGAAGAAAGAAAAAGGAAAAGACAACUGGGAGAAGGGUGUUGAGAUACCAGGCAGUGAGUGCCAGGGUACAGUUGAGGGUCUUGUAGAGGGCAAGGAAUACGAGUUCCGUGUAAUGGCCAAGAACAAGGCUGGCUUGUCUAAACCCAGUGUGGUGUCACCUCCUGUCACCACCAAGGCUAGGCGAGUGAAGCCCAGGAUUUUGGACAAAGACAAGUUGGCAACUAUUAAAGUGAAAGCUCCAAAGGAAUUUGCUAUGACUGUGGAGUAUGUUGGGGAGCCUGCGCCAGAGGUCAAAUGGACCCGUAAAUUACUGGCUGAUCUUAAAAAGAAGGAUGACAGUGUGGAGACAGUUGAGGCCGGUGGUGACGUGGUUAUCAACAAUGAUGUUCCCAAGAAAUCUACCAUUAACUACAAGAAGACAGUGAGGAAGGAUACCGGCAUGUACACCUGCACUGUGGCUAAUAAGCACGGCUCUGAUUCCGUUACUGUGGAAGUGGUGGUACUUGCACCACCAUCAAGACCUGAAGGUCCGCUGGCUGUCAAGGAUGUGACUAAGGACAGCGCUACACUGGAAUGGAAAGCACCCAAGGACAACGGUGGAAAUGACAUCCAAGGCUACAAAGUUGAAAAGUAUGACACCAAGAAGGGUCGCUGGGAGCCUGUUAAGGAUUUGGUGAGAGGCACCAGUCUGACUGUUCCCAAAUUACAGGAAGGCCACGACUACAAGUUUAGAGUUUCAGCAAUCAGUGACAAUGGAGAGAGCGAACCCUUAGAAACAGAGGAACCCGUCACAGCCAAGAAUCCAUUUGAUGAACCCUUCCCACCUGCCCAGCCCCAAGUUGCCGACCAAAACAGGGACCACAUUACCAUUAAGUGGGAACCACCAGAGAGUGACGGUGGCAACCCCAUCAAAGGCUACAAUGUUGAGAGAAAAGAACCAAAGAGCAACCGUUGGGUCAAGGUCAACAGGGACCUCGUCAAGGAGUUAGAAUUUGAAGAUGCAAAGGUUGUUGAUGGAAAAGAAUAUGAAUACAGGGUGAUGGCUGUAAAUGAGGCUGGCAGCUCUGAACCUAGUGUUGCUUCUAAGCCAAUCUGUGCAAAACCCACCAAAGAGGCUCCAAAGGUCAGUUUGGAUUCUCUGUUUGGUGCUAAGGAGAUCCGUGUGAGAGCUGGUGAACCACUUAACAUCAAAAUGGGUAUCUCUGGUGCCCCUACUCCUACUGUUACCUGGCAGAAAGAUGGCCGCCCUCUUUCACCUCGGGCUGCAACAACUAACAAUGAAGAUUCUGCCAAACUGAAUGUACCCAAGGCAGAAAGAGGUGACACUGGUAAAUAUACAGUCACUGUGUCUAACGAGAGUGGUACCCACUCUGCUGACAUCCCUGUCGUUGUUCUGGAUGCACCUGGACCUCCAGAAGGACCACUAGAUGUCAGUGAUGUGUUUGCCGAAAGCUGUGUCUUGUCCUGGAAGAGACCAGAGGAUAAUGGAGGCGCAGAGGUCACAGAUUACAUAGUUGAGAAGUGUGAAGAGGGCAGCACUACCUGGGAGAAGGUUCCAGGUAUUGUCAAAGGCACUUCUCACCCUGUCAAGGGACUUAAGGAGGGAAAGAAAUACAAGUUCCGCGUAAAGGCAGAGAACAUGUACGGGGUCGGUGAACCGUUGGAGACCACUAAACCAACAUUGGCCAAAAACCCAUACGAUACCCCUGAUGCACCCAAGGAUGUACAAAUACCCAAGUAUGACCGUAGGUCAGCAGAUCUUACCUGGAAGGCACCAGAAAAUGAUGGUGGUAACCCAAUCAAAGGUUAUGUUGUUGAGAAGAAGCCACGAGGAGGCGAUUGGAUCCAAGUCAAUAAUUUCCCUGUGAAGGACACACAGUUCACUGUGAUGAACUUACAGGAAGGCCAGGAAGUCGAAUUCAGGGUCAUGGCUGUUAACGAUGGAGGUGUAGGCAAACCAAGCAAGGCCACGCCCCCACAUCUGGUCAGGGACCAAGUCUUUGCUGCCGGUGCACCUUCGGCUCCUAACGUGGACAAAAUCACCAAGAACUCUGUGGACCUGUCCUGGAAGAAGCCGAACAACGACGGAGGUGGUAGGAUUACUGGAUACAUCGUGGAGAAGAAAAAGGCAGGAGAAGACUGGAAGGAGUGUGCUGAGGUAGCAGGUACUUCAUGCAGCAUACCAAACCUUACAGAAGGCGACGAGGUACAAUUCCGUGUCAUCCCAGUCAAUGCUUUCGGACCGGGAGAGGCUAGUAAGCCAACCUCGGUCAUCAAGGUGGAGAACCAGCCAGAAAAGCCAUCAAUGGACAUGUCUGGAGUGAAGGAUAUCAGUGUGAAGGCCGGUCAGACCAUCAGCAUCAAAAUCCCAUACACUGGAUUCCCCAAACCAACCGCAGCCUGGGUAAACGGUGAUACAGACAUCGAGGAAGAUUCACGCACUGAUCUGAAGGUCAAGGAUGACUGUGUCAUGUUGACUACCGCUAAUGCCAAGAGGUCAGAUACUGGUCGCUACAAGGUCACCUUGAAGAAUCCUUCUGGAUCAGAGUCUGUGUCCCUUGGUGUUAAAGUCCUUGAUAGGCCUGCUGGACCCACUGGUCCAUUGACUGCAUCAAACAUUAACGGAGAUGAGUUGACCUUGAAAUGGAAUCCUCCUAAGGACGAUGGCGGUGAGCCUAUCAACAACUACAUCGUGGAAAAACGUGUUGAUGGAACUGACAAGUGGAUGAAGGUCAGCAGCUUCCUCACAACACCUCGAUGUGUAGUCCGGAACCUGGACCCUGGCACCAAGUAUGAGUUCCGUGUGAUGGCGGAAAACAGCUUGGGAGUCAGUGAUGCACUGGAAACUGAUGAGGCCAUCUUGGCCAAACUACCUUUCGACACACCCAGUGCCCCAGGAACCCCCAAGUGUACUGGUACUACAGAAGACUCCAUCAGUCUGACCUGGACACCACCUCGCCGUGACGGGGGCAACCCUAUCCGUGGCUACAUCGUGGAAAAGCGUGAGAAGGGAGACGACAAGUGGACAAAGGCUACCUAUGGAGAGGUUGCUGACAAUGAAUGCACUUGCAAAGGUCUUCAGGAUGGCAAAGAGUACGAGUUUCGUGUGGCUGCUGUCAACGAGGCUGGACCUGGUGAUUUCGCUAUGACAUCUGACGCCAUCAUGGCUAGGGCUCCUCCAGUGGCUCCCAAGGUCAGUCCUGACUACAUUCCUCGUGACAUUAUCGCCAAGGCAGGAGAAGAAUUCAAGAUUGCAAUCCCAUACAUUGGAAACCCUAUCCCUAAAACCACAUGGAGCCUUAGUGGCGUUAGUGUACUGGAGGAUAGCCGUAUCAAGUUUACAAAUGACCCCACGGAGGUCAAGCUUGUCAACAAAUCAGCCAAGAAGAGUGAUGCUGGAAAGUACAACAUCAUGUUACAGAAUGAGAAGGGAUUUGACUCACUUUACGUCAACGUAAUCGUCGUUGAUGCCCCAGGCAAACCAGAAGGUCCCCUGGAGGUCAAUGACAUCACACCAGAUUCAUGCAAGCUGACAUGGUACCCACCAAGGGAUGAUGGUGGUAGUCCCAUCACCAACUACCGUGUGGAAAAGAUGGACAAGAAGUACGGUAACUGGGAAAGUGUUAGCAAAUAUGCUCGUGGCACAAGUUUCGAAGUCAUGGACCUCGUAGAAGGCCAUGAGUACUGUUUCCGUGUCAUGGCAGAAAAUGAGCAUGGUGUGAGUGAGCCAUUAGAGACAGCAACAUCAGUGGUGGCUCAACAUCCAUACACUGCUCCCGAUUCUCCUGGUAAGCCAACUGUUGAGGAUGUAGAUGAGGAUUCAGUCACACUAAGCUGGACAAAACCAAAAAGUGAUGGAGGAAAGAAGAUCCAGGGAUACGUUGUGGAAUACCUUGAUCCCUACUCCGGCAGGUGGAAGGCUGCUAAUGAUCUUCCAGUUUCAGAUACUACCUUCACAGUACCUGGACUGAAGAAAGACAAGGAGUAUGAAUUCCGUGUAAAGGCAAAGAACGUGGCAGGUCUUGGAGAACCGAGCGCAGUGAUUGGCCCAGUUGUACCCAAACCUAAAUAUGGAAAAUCUGGACCACCCGGUAUUCCUGUAGCCUCUGCUGUUGGCCGCACAUACAUUGAUCUCAAGUGGGAUCCACCCACAAAUGACGGUGGCAGCAAGGUUACUGGUUAUGUGAUUGAGAAAAAGCCUAAGAACUCAGACACAUGGACUAAGGCUAACAACUUCAACGUGCGUGAACCAUACUUCACAAUCAACGAACUUCCAGAAGGAGAAGAGUUUGAGUUCCGUGUGGCAGCUGUCACUGCUGCCGGUGUCGGAGAGUACAGUAUGAGUACUGCACCAAUCAAAAUCAAGGAGCCUGUCGUUGGAUCACCCGCUGAAUUCACGAAGAAGCUGUACAAUGAGAAAGCUCCUCUUGGUGGAGAGGUCACAUUCUCCAUCCAAACACAUGGCAAACCCCUGCCUGAAGUCACAUGGUAUAAGAAUGGUGUUCCUAUUGGUAAUACCAGUCGCACCAAGCUCACACAGAAUGAUGACAAUUUCAUGUUUACUCUUUCUGACGUUGGAGAGAGUGAUGCUGGAGAGAUUACCUGUGAAAUUUCAAAUAAUUUGGGACGUGAAUCCUGUUCCUGCCAACUCGCUGUCUUGUCUCCUCCCAGAAUGGAGAAGUCACUACCAGACAAACAGGUAGAACUUGGAGAUCAGUUCAAACUCAAGAUUCCUUACAGUGGAACAGGACCAUUUGAGAUUAAUGUAUUGAAAGAUGGCCGUGAAUUAAAACAAGAUAACCGUGUGAAGGUCACAGAAUUUGAUGAUUAUGUUGUAUUAGUCCUUAAAGAAUCUGUAGAAGAUGACACUGGAGCCUAUCAGGUUAAGGUCUCCAAUGCUAGUGGAUCUGCUAGUACAGGCUUCAAGCUGGGAGUUGUCAGUGCCCCUGGAGCUCCAACUGGACCCCUGGCAGUUUCAGACAUCACCAAAAACACAUGCAGUCUUUCCUGGAAGGCUCCAAGGGAACUUGGUGGAGGAAAGUUAUCACACUAUGUUGUAGAACGACAGGAGAUUGGCAAACCUUACUGGGUCACUGUGUCCUCACGCUGCAAGGACACCCAGCAGGAUGUUCAGGGGCUGUUUGAAAACAACCAGUACUUAUUUAGAGUGUCAGCUGUCAAUGAAUUUGGACAAUCCGAACCGCUCAAAGCUGAAAACCCCAUCAUUGCCAAGAUGCAGUUUGAUGCUCCGGGAGCACCAGGUGUACCUGAGGUAACACAGGUGGGAGGAGACUUUGCCAGUCUGUCCUGGGAGAAGCCCCAUUCUGAUGGCGGUGGUCGUAUCCUUGGAUACUGGAUUGACAAGAAGGAGCACCGUACCGACAACUGGACUCGAGUCAACAGUCAGAUCUGCACCACCAACAUCUUCAAUGUGCCCAACCUGAUUGAGGACAAGCAAUAUGAAUUCCGUGUAUUUGCUGAGAAUGAGGCUGGCAUGAGCAAGCCUUCUAUGGCAUCCACUAGUGUAAAGAUCAAGGACCCUGAUGCUGCUGUACUGCCAGAGUUUGUCCAUCCACUCAGAAAGAGUCAAUGUGUUGCUGGAAAAACAGCUAGAUUUGAGGUUGAAAUCACUGGCACUCCUAAACCAGAAGUGUCAUGGUUUAAGGGAAGUCGUGAGGUGUAUGAUGGAGGCAGGUAUGAGAUCACCAAUGAUGGAAACAUCUACUCGUUGGCCAUCAAGGACGUAUUUGGUGAGGAUCAGGAUGAAUAUACUGUCCGCGCUGUAAACAAGGCAGGAUCCCGCGGCUCCAGAGCUGACCUAGAAAUCAAAUCUCCUCCCAAGGUCAAUGUUCCAGCAAGGUUUAAAGAAGUCAGCACCUUCGAGAAGGGAGAACCAGUUGUGCUCAAAAUUCCAUUCACUGGUAACCCCAAACCAUCUAUACGAUGGGUACGUGAUGGUCAGGAAUUGCGAGGUAAGGACUACAUCCAGGAGGUGGGCGAGAGACAUGCCAUUCUCACUAUCAACCACGCAACCAAGGAACAUGACGGACCCUUCAGGAUCAUCUUGGAAAAUGACCUUGGCACAGAUGAAGCUGUGAUUAAAAUACAGGUUAACGACCGCCCAGAUCCUCCUCGCUUCCCCGUUGUGGAAAAUAUUCGUGAAGAUUCAGUUGUGUUGUCUUGGAAACCGCCCAUGAAUGACGGUGGUAGUUUCAUCACUGGUUAUGUGAUUGAGAAGUGUGAACCCCCAGCUCAACACUGGGUCCGCAUCGCAAGUACAAGAAUGGCAUUCCAUAACGUGACAAGCCUUCAGAGUAAUAAGGAGUAUCAGUUCCGUGUGGCUGCCGAGAAUCUGUACGGACUUAGCGAGCCUUGUGAACCUACAGCUACAAUUAAAACUGAUGAUAUUGAAUCGAAAAAGAAGAAACAUAUGGAAGAUGAGUUUGGUAGAAAGAUCCGAGGCAAAGGACCAAAGAUUGCUGACUAUGAUAGAUUCUAUGAAGAUUUAUGGAAGAAAUAUGUUCCCCAGCCUGUCACUGUAAAACAGGACAACAUAUAUGAUUAUUAUGACAUCUUGGAGGAGCUAGGAAGUGGAGCCUUUGGUGUUGUCCAUCGCUGUGUUGAGAAGAAGACUGGACGUGUGUUUGUGGCUAAGUUCAUCAACACUCCUUAUCCGCUUGACAAGGCUACUGUUCGUAAUGAAAUUAACAUCAUGAAUCAGACCCACCAUCCCAAACUCCUCACCCUCCACGACGCCUUCGAGGACAAAUACGAGAUGAUUCUUGUCCUGGAAUUUUUGGCGGGAGGCGAGCUGUUUGAUAGAAUAGCUGCUGAUGACUAUAAGAUGAACGAGGCUGAGGUCAUCAACUAUAUACGACAAGUUUGUGAUGGUCUGAGACAUAUGCAUGAAAAUAGCAUUGUCCAUCUUGACAUUAAGCCCGAGAAUGUUAUGUGUGAGACUAAGAAGAGCACAGGUGUAAAGAUCAUUGACUUUGGUCUUGCUACCAAACUCAACCCUGAUGAAAAGGUGAAGGUCACUACAGCCACGGCAGAGUUUGCCGCCCCGGAGAUUGUGGACAGGGAACAUGUUGGGUUCUACACUGACAUGUGGGCUGUUGGUGUACUGGCCUAUGUCUUGCUUAGUGGGUUGUCUCCCUUCGCUGGUGAGGAUGACCUGGAGACACUACAGAAUGUAUCCAUGUGCGACUGGGAGUUUGCUGAGGAUGCGUUCUCGUCAAUCUCACCUGAGGCAAAGGACUUCAUCAGGAAAUUGCUCAUCAAACAACCUACGAGGAGAAUGACUGUACAUGAGUGCCUGGAACAUGCUUGGCUCAAGGGAGAUCUUAGUGACCGCCAGACCAGAAUUCCAUCCAGUCGUUAUGACAAGAUCCGGGCUAGAAUUGCUCAACGCUAUGCUGACUGGCCAGCCCCCAUGCCUGCUAUUGGUCGUAUUGCCAACUACAGCUCACUGAGGAAACACAGACCCAAGGAAUACAACAUCUUUGAUGCCUACUUCGAUCGUAAAGAGGCCAUCCCCAAGUUUAUUCGUCGCCCCAGGAAUGUAGUGGUUGGUGAGAAUCAGUCAGCAAGAUUUGACUGCAAGGUCAUCGCAGCUUCCCCACCAAUUAUCACCUGGCACUUCAAUGACCUCCAGCUCACCCAGAGUGUCAAGUACAUGCAGAAGUACCUGGGAAAUGAGUAUCAGCUCAAGGUCAGCCGUUGUAAAGGAGACGACAAAGGAGAGUAUACUGUGAUUGCGCAAAACUCCUUCGGACGCCGUGAGGAAAAGGCCAAUCUAUCUGUGGAAUCCAUGCCUGUCCUGGCACCAAUGACUCCCAGUAGGAGCACCACCCCAAUGAGAAGGAUGUCACGAGCAAUGUCAGAACCUCCAGAGCCGCCAAGGGAUGAACCCCCUAAAUUCAGCUUCGACCUUCGACCUCGUCUCAUCCAAUCAGGAGGGGAUUUCAAAUUAAUCUGUUGUGUGCAAGCUCAGCCACAACCAAAGGUCACCUGGUACAAGAAUGGAGUUGCUUUGGUUAAAGAUCGGCAUUAUUCAAUUUUCUACUCGACUGGAGUGGCCUCCCUUGAAGUGCUGUCAGCUCGUGUGGAUGACACUGGACGCUACACUUGUGAGGCUAUCAAUGAACUUGGAAAAGUCGAGACAAGCUCCAAGGUCACCGUAGAAGAUCGAGCACAUCAUGAGGACACCGCUAAAGGUUCGACCCUUACAUCAUCCACCUCUCGCAUGGUGAGGCGGACGGCCGGUGGUACUGAUGAGUCGAGCAGUUAUUUCAGCGAGUCGUCAUCCUCCACCGUGACCUCGACCACAAGGUCAUCACGUCGUGUCAUUGAGGAAGUGUCGGAAGAUUCCAGCUCAUACUCAUCCAAACGGAGUGAGAGAAUGAAAAGGUCAGAGUAUCAAGAAGAAGCGCCGUCAUUUGAGGAGAACCUGGAAGCUCAAAUUCUAAAUGAGGGUGAUCGCCUGAAAUUCUCUUGUACUGUUAAGGGGAAACCUGAGCCAGAAGUUGAAUGGUACCUGGAUGGAGAGAAACUGAAAAGUGACUCCCUGGUGUCCAUCAAGAACGUGGGUGGUAUAUGUACACUGACAAUAGCCGCUGUCUCUGUUGACGAUGAAGGUACAUACCUCUGUAAGGUGACCAACUCAGCCGGCUCUUCCUCCUCCAAAGCCACACUACAGGUCAAUGCAACGAAGAAAGAAGAAAAGUCUAUGGACCCUCCGAGAUUUCUGAGUCAUCCCCUGGGUCGGUGUCUGAUGGACGGAGAUGCUACUAGACUGGAGUGUAGAAUCUCUGGUAGCCCCGAGGUGACUUGGUACAGAGGAAAGGAAAAAAUAGUGGAUUGUGAAGACUUCCGAUACGAGAAUGCUGAUGAAGUAUACAAAUUAAUUAUAGUAGAAGUGUUUCCAGAGGACAGUGAUAUAUAUAGGAUUGAAGCCAAAAAUUCAGUUGGAACUGUCUCCAGUAGUUUCUCCAUAAGGGUUGAUGUGCCUGAAGAGACACCUGUUGGCCCUGUGUUUCAAUCAUUCCCUCACUCACAAAGUGUAGAUGAGGGUAAAUCCGUCCAGUUUUCUUGUCCAAUAGACGAUGCAGAAACAGUUUUAUGGAGCAAAGAUGGUAGAGUAUUAGAUGACACAGGUAGAUUCAAAAUCAGCCAAUCAGGAUCCAGUUAUAGUUUUGAAAUCCCUGCCGCCUUGGUAACAGAUUCAGGGGUGUACUGUGUGGAGGCUAGAAGUGAAAAGGGCACUGCCAAGGGAAUCUUCACCCUGAGUGUUGCUGUAAGUUCAUCGCCAUGUGCAGACAUUGACGUACUACAACUUAUUAAGAAGGCAAUGCAGUGAAGGUUGCGGUAGACUACGUUUAGGCCUGAACUGAACAUACAUUGUGAUAAGUAUGCUGUGUUUUAACAUGCGGUGGACUGACGCUCUCGAAAACAUUGUGAACCCAAACAACAUCAGGGCAACUUGUACAGAUAUAUAUUAACAAAGACAUUAAGAUCACAAUCAUCCUGGGUAAUUACCAUUAAUUACAGAAUCAAUGACUCAGUUUUUUUGAGGGAACUUUUUUGUGCCUGGAAACAGUGAAGAAUUUUGUUGAUAUGAUAUUUUCAGUCAAUAAUCACACAAAGUGACAGAAUGGUUAAGAAUGUCACGUUGAAUUCUUAUCAUGUCAACAUAUCUGUUGGCUGCGAAAAAAUAACAACAUGUGAGCUGACGAAGAACUGCACAUACUAAGUUUAUUGUGGUCUUAAUUUGUGAGUUUAUUUUUUAUUGAAAUUCGUAAUUGUAAAUCUGCAAUUAUGGGAGUCAAUUUGCAUAUUGAUGUGCGCCAUCAAACGACAUGAUAAAAACCAAAAAAAUAUGUCUAAAAGUUUGAAGGAUGGAUUACCUUUAAUUACAUUAAAAGGAAAGGACAAUUUUUACUUGAACUUUUAUUAAGGAAUGUUGAAUGAUAUUGGGAGCGAUAUUAAUAUAAAUAAAGUGUUUUAUUUAUUUUGAGAUUGAAAAUAACACUUGUUUAUGUCAGCGAAUUGUAAUCAGGUUUUUUAACUGUUUAUUUGUCAUAUGUGUUUUAUUUCAUACUUAUUUUAAUAGUUCAUCAGUGAUAUAUUUAUAGUGUUGAUUGUUGGUCUAUUGGGCGUGUCAGUCCUGGAGAUGAUUUUAUCGCAAGAUUAAUAUAUACGGAACUUUGAGUCUCUGCCAUAUCAGUAAUUAUUACGAAAAGUCUGCAUUAUAUUUAUAUUGAAGAAGGAAUGUAUCAUAGACUUUUUAAAUCGACAUGUGUUGUGUGUCCCACAGUUACUAUAAACUCACGGUACGAUGCCAGAUGUUACAUCACAAAACUGCAAUACUUCUUUUUAAUUGAUACUCAAUGGGUUUUUUGUCUCUUUGGUGUCGACCAUUAAUCCGAGAUUCGUGGUCUCAUUGAGAAGCUGCACUUAAACAAAGAAUUUGUAGUCAUUUUGGCUCACAACUCUUGAGUAUCAAUACUUACCAAGUAAUCCAGGGACUUGUGUUUCCUUGGCUGUUUAAGAACUUAAUCCAGGCUUGCAGCUUUCUUGGGUUUGUAGUCUGAUACAUAUAUUUCUGAGGAAUUUGUCGCCACUAUGGCUUCCAAAAUAGGCAUCCAAAAUAAAUUAAUGGAUGGGACAGUAACCCUGGGAAUGUCUAGCCUUCUUGGUGUAUUUAUAAAUUGAUACUUAACUUUGAUUUUUGCAGUCGUGGGAUGUCAUAAGGAACACACACAUUAGUUGUGGGAUGUCAUAAGGAACAGAUACAUUAGUUAUGGGAUGUCAUAAGGAACACACACAUUAGUUGUGGGAUGUCAUAAGGAACACACACAUUAGUUGUGGGAUGUCAUAAGGAACACACACAUUAGUUGUGGGAUGUCAUAAGGAACACACACAUUAGUUGUGGGAUGUCAUAAGGAACACACACAUUAGUUGUGGGAUGUCAUAAGGAACACACACAUUAGUUGUGGGAUGUCAUAAGGAACACACACAUUAGUUGUGGGAUGUCAUAAGGAACACACACAUUAGUUGUGGAAUGUCAUAAGGAACACACAUUAGUUGUGGGAUGUUAUAUGGAACAAAAAAAGCCAGUUGUGUGAUGUUAAGUCAUAUCAUGUCCUUUAGAUAUAUUAGUCCUACAAAAAUACAAAAAAUAUCAUUAAAAAUAACAUUGAAUUGAUUUAAACUGUUUUUCAAAUUGAAAAUUUCAAAAACAGGAUAUGUAGUGAUUUUAUUUUCACUGAAGUCUAGUGAUGAUAGUUAGACAUUAACGUUCAUGAUUAGAACUUAGAGAGUAGGUUGUACACCAUGGACAUGUUAUGUGUUAACAUAUCACUAUUAUAUAGCCUCAAGACCUCAGCUUUAUCUUAAUUGCCCCCUCUAAAGCUGCUCUUGUCCCAAGUUUAUACAAAUUCUAUGACACCCUGCUUGUAUUAAACCUUCAACAGUCAUUUAAAAUAAAUGCUAAUUUCUA
This is a messenger RNA of Ylistrum balloti, 16843 nucleotides long. RefSeq names its product twitchin-like. Lineage: Eukaryota; Metazoa; Mollusca; Bivalvia; Pectinida; Pectinidae. The transcript is spliced from 96 exons. The record is from RefSeq and is a predicted model, not a curated record. Gene Ontology annotation, molecular function: protein kinase activity; protein binding; ATP binding. Bases 14 to 14701 code for a protein of 4895 amino acids. Gene Ontology annotation, biological process: protein phosphorylation.